Molecule: messenger RNA, 1167 nt
Organism: Capsella rubella
Lineage: Eukaryota; Viridiplantae; Streptophyta; Magnoliopsida; Brassicales; Brassicaceae
Product: urease accessory protein F
Exons: 2
Coding region: 172-906 (244 amino acids)
Molecular function (GO): nickel cation binding
Source: RefSeq, a predicted model, not a curated record
AUUAGGUUCCUUAUUAGUGUCGUCUUCCGCCGGAGUUAUACCUCCGCCUCUGUAUCCGUCGAGGAGACUCUGAGGUCUAUCAGUAUCAGUCAUCUUCUUCGACGCCUCUUGAAUCAUUUUAUGCUACUCUUCUCUUCAGCAUUCUCUGGUUUCGAGAAAGAGUUUUAAUUUAUGGAAGAAACGAUUGAGGAAGACGAAAGAAGCGAGAAUGUUGUGUUAAGAGCUUCUUCCUCUAUGCAGUGGAGUCAGUGGCAAUUACUUGAUUCCAUUUUACCAACAGGAGGGUUUGCUCAUUCUUUUGGUCUUGAAGCAGCUGUUCAGACUCGGUUAGUUUCAUCUCCUCAAGAUUUGGAAACUCAUAUCUUACAUGUGUUGGAUAACACUGCCAGCUUAUUGCUUCCUUUUGUCUACUCUGCUCUCAAGUCUCCUGAUUUAGAGACAUGGCACAAACUCGAUCGAAUUCUUAACGCUACUUUGACUAACCAAGUCUCUUCCAAGGCGUCGGUUUCACAAGGGUCAGCGUUGUUUCGUAUAGCUGCUUCGGUUUUCACUGAGAUCCCGAAUCUUAAGAUGAUUCGAGACGCCUCUAUGGGAUCCAAAAGCGGAUAUUUCCACCAUGCCCCGAUAUUCGGUCUUGUAUGUGGCCAACUCGGCAUGGAUCCCCAGACUUCACAGAGAGCUUAUCUGUUUAUCACGCUGAGAGAUGUUGUCUCGGCUGCAACGAGAUUGAACUUAGUUGGACCGAUGGGUGCUUCCGUGAUGCAGCAUCGCAUUGCUAUUGUCGCUGAAACGAUGUUAGAGAAAUGGAUGGAUCGUGAAGCUAGUGAAGCGUGUCAGACAUCUCCUUUGCUGGAUGUUGUGCAAGGUUGCCACGGUUACUUGUUUUCCAGAUUGUUUUGCUCUUGAUAAAGAAGCAUCUGCGGAUUUGGUUUAAAGCUCUCAACUGUCCUCAUGACUGGCCUUUACGGUUCUAAACAUAACUAUGCGAAGAUCACGGUGUGAGCUUGCAUUGUGAAAUAAAUGCCUUUAUUUGGCUUCUUUGUUUUGUUAACUUGCAGCUGUAUUAUGUAGAUAUACUUGUGAGCAAUGCCAAACACAUCAAAAUAAGAGGUACAGUAAAAAUCCUUGGUGCGAUCUUGAACAACUUAUGGUUAAGGUUUUAUGUCA